AACAAAUCUACUUAUAUUGGUAACUGAUCGUAAACAAUACAUCUGGGGUACUCUACGUCUAAGAAGAAGGUAUUUACCUUCGCAACACGCAUAAGCACCACAUUCAAAGAAAAUUAGACGUCUAAGAGGAAAGAAGCAGUACACUGGUUGAGAAAAUCUUACAGAGAAACAAGAGUCUCGUUAAUGUCCGAAUGGAAGACGGACCCACUCCUCUCCAUAUUGCAGCGAUAAACGAUCACACAGAAACAGCACAGAUACUUAUAAAACAGGGAGCAGAUGUGAAUGUCAAGGACAAGAAAAAAGAAUCAAGUCCCUUGCAUCUCGCUUGCUCUCAUGCCUAUUUGGGUGCAGCUAAAAUCCUCGUGGACGCAGGAGCCGAUGUUAACAUGGGCGAUGUUGACAAGAACACACCUCUGCAUGUGGUGAUGAGGUCGUCUGAAGUAAAAGUUGACUUGGAUGAAGGUUUAAUGGGAGAUUUACUGAAGGAUCUGGUGAAAAAAACUGCUGGCAGUACUCAGAGUCGUGUUAAACUAGCCACCUUCCUGUUGGAACACGGAGCAGACAUCAAUGCCAGAAACAAAGACGACAAAACGCCAAUCGAUAUUUGUACAGUCAAGACGUUGAAAAAAGCCGUUGUAAAUUUUAAGAAAGAAAGCAGUAAACCUGCCCCUGCGUUCAUGAACACUCUGCUGUGUUCCAAGUGUUUCACACGCACCGCUGAGAUCACGCUGUUGCCAUGCAACCACAAGAUGACGUGCAGAGACUGUCAUACGAGGAUAUCUACUUGUCCACUUUGUGGCAGCGAGGUCAUAAAAGCUGUUGAUUCAGAUGCCGUGGAGAUUGCGGAAAUGCCAUCCCUCGACUUAGACUGAGAAAUAGCUGCAUCGCGCAAGAAAACCCUACCUAACCUCUUUAGGUUAGGAUAAAAGGGAAGAACAAAAAAUGUUACAUUGUGUGUUUUAACAGAACUUUAAAUAAGACGUUCUUAUCUUUUGACUGUUUUUGAAAUACUGUUUAAAAUUAAUUUGUUGAUGAUAGAAGAUUUUUAAAACGUAUUAAUGUAGAUUCAUCAUUUUGUUGUUGACGUACAUUGUGUUAUUAGUCCUUCUAUAAGUAAAAUACACAAUUGAAGGCACGCAAUAACUAGUUGAAGGCACGCAAUACGAACAAACAUAAAUGUGCAUCAAAGUUGCAAGUCUCAUAUAUUUUGUUAUUUUUGUUAUAUUUAUUUGUGAUAAAUAACUACAGAUAAAUAGAUUCCUCCACAUGUAAUCAUUGCAUAAAUUGUAAUGUGCGGUGACGUUUUUUAAAUAGUGGGUUUUCCAUGAUGUUUUGAUUAAAAGUGUAAAGUUCAUAAAAAUAAUCUUCAUCGUGUACUCUUUUUUUUUUUUUUUUUUUUAAUUGUGAAUGUGGAGAUGCGAUCCAAACUGAAACAAAGACGUCACAUGUCAAGUCGUCAGUCAGUGUUAUUAUAUUUUACCAAUAAUAUACAUUUAUAAAUAGUAACAAAUCAAAACCCUGGGUUGUGAGUUUUAUGAUCAUGUAAUUCCAGUUACACUCUUUACGUUUGUCAACAAAUAUUAACACAUAUUAUCCAUUUGAAAAAACACAAACUUGUUUUAAAAUAUACAUAGGUAAACGUAAACUCAUAAAAAACUUAAAAUUAUCAUUGUAGGAAUGAGGUUUUAGAAAUAAAACAAUUCACUGUGUUUUAGGCCGGUACAUAAUACUAUAUAAUGUAAAUUGCUCAACUCGAUAUUCAUGUUGCAUAAAUACUGGUUUUCCCCAUGAUAUUUUUAUAAAAAAUAUAAAGUUGUUUUUGUUUUUUUAAAACCCAGUCAUUAGUAAUAACUUGUAAGUAUGGAGUCGCGAUCCAAACAUGAACUCGUCCGUCACUGUUAUUAGAUUUUCCAAUAAUAUAAAUUUAUGAAUAGUAAUAAAUGAAAUCAUUGGUUUGUGCGUUUUAUUUGACAACAAAAAUAAAUACACAUUAUUAACUGUAUGAACCUUUAUGACUAUCACUUUUAGAAAAUUGUGUUAAAAUGUAUAUUGAUGGAGGUAAACUCUUAAAGGCUUUAUAAAUUGUCUACAAAUUACCAUUGUAGGAAUGAAGUGUUAAAAAUAAACAAUUCAUUGGGUUUGUUUUGUUUUUUUGUUUUUUUUAAUUUAUUUUAAAUUUUAAAGUCAUGGUUGGGGUGCCUUGCCUCAAUGCCUUACAGAAUUUAUAUGCAUAGAAAAUAUUCAAAUAUAUUCAAUAUAUGCACACAUUUAAAUAGAUAUAUAAAAUCUACAUAGUUUGUUUAAUUGUACAGUUUUGAAGAUAAUAUGUACAUUCAUUUUUUUUAUAAACUAAAUCAUGGAUAUUGAAAUGGACUCAAUAUACACCCGUAAGCUAUUUGUUGUGUUUAUUUGUUCCCAGGACGGGCUAGUACAGAGAAAACAAGGUUGGAAAAAAACCCCAACAAUGUGGUUGUAGUAUUACAAAGGUGGACAAUGAUGAGAAAAACAAAGGAAAUAAAAAAGAGAGAGAGAAAAAAGAGAACAUAUUAGUUAGUUUGAAAUAUCGUGAUUGUAACACUAUCAUAAUUGAGAUGGAGUAAUGAGAUUUAAUAAUAGAGAUAAAAAAAGAAGAAUAUUUUUUGUAAAGUUGAAACUGUGUAGACAUUUAUAUACUGUAGAUAAAAUCAAAGUUGUUUCUAUUAUUUUUUAAUCGAAAAGAUUAAGCCACUUGGACCAUUUGAUGUUUUAUUUAUCAUAUCCACAGUUUUUAUAAUAGAUAUAUUUUUCGAUAUGAAAUUUCUUUUGUAGAAUCACUUUUAUAGUACCAAUACAUAUUAA
Gigantopelta aegis is the source of this 2838-nucleotide messenger RNA. Its product is annotated as E3 ubiquitin-protein ligase MIB2-like. NCBI's taxonomy places the organism in Eukaryota, Metazoa, Mollusca, Gastropoda, Neomphalida, Peltospiridae. The transcript has 8 exons. Gene Ontology annotation, cellular component: nucleus; cytoplasm. Gene Ontology annotation, molecular function: protein binding. Bases 192 to 872 code for a protein of 226 amino acids. The record is from RefSeq and is a predicted model, not a curated record.